AUGUCUCAAAAUAAAAAGCGCAAAAUUGAUACCGAAUGCCGUAUUUUUAAUGAUAAUUGGAGUCUAAGUUAUUUUUUUAUCGAGUAUCGAAAUAAAGCGAUGUGUUUGAUAUGCUACGAAACCGUGGCGGUCUUUAAAGAAUUUAAUAUUAAAAGACAUUAUGAAAGUAAACAUCAAAACAAAUACGUCAAUUGUAAAGGGAAUCUUAGAACUUCUUUGUUAGAAAAAUUCAAACAAAAUUUCAAAAGUGAACGCGUCGGAAAUGUAUUUGAAAAAUAUAAUAGAGGUAAAGAUGAGAUUAUUCGAGCAAGUUAUGAAGUAGCUAACCUGAUAGCUCGCGAAAAUAAAAGUUUUAGUGAUGGCGAAUUUGUAAAAAAAUGUAUCUUGGCAAGUGUAAAAGAAAUUAUUCCGGAAAAAAUGUCUGUAUUCGAGAAUAUCAGUUUGUCUCGAAAUACUAUUACUAGGCGGGUAGAAGACAUUGGAGGUGAUUUAAUGACGCAGUUACAAAUAAAAUCGAAAACGUUUACAUUUUUUUCUUUAGCUUUGGAUGAAAGCACUGAUGUGUCAGAUACUGCACAAUUAUUAAUAUUUAUACGAGGAAUAGAUAUAUUAUAUACACUAGAUAUUUAG
Macrosiphum euphorbiae (potato aphid) is the source of this 630-nucleotide messenger RNA. The record is from the annotation of a GenBank genome assembly. Lineage: Eukaryota; Metazoa; Arthropoda; Insecta; Hemiptera; Aphididae.